Messenger RNA from Phascolarctos cinereus (koala), 1517 nucleotides. The record is from RefSeq and is a predicted model, not a curated record. Lineage: Eukaryota; Metazoa; Chordata; Mammalia; Diprotodontia; Phascolarctidae.
CCAUGUCACCACUUCCAGUUAAUGAUUCCCCCAGUGAACAGUGGUGACUGUCGCAGUAGGGCCUCCCCCCCUUGGGGAGAGAGGCAAGUGAGACCCUCUGGGGUCCGUUCGGUGAAAUCUCAGAGCUGUUUUCCAGUUUCUAGGGGUCACAAUUGGACCCCGGCAGGAGCAUGGUGUCCCCAGCUGGGGGCCAGGAACCUGGGUCCCAGGAAGGAAAGAAACAACAGCAGCCUUGAGCUCAGCCAGACUGGCUCACCUGAGGAGGAGGGGGCUGGGGUGGGGGGAGGGGAAGGGGCGGGAGAAAGGGCGGAGAAGAACCUGGCCAAUGGGAGUGGCUGCUGUUGGAAGCCACCUGCCCAGUCCCCGGCCCCUCGGCACAGCUCGAGAGGGCCGAUUCUGGCCAAGGGCAGCAGACAAGCUCAACCUUUCUCCUCUUCUUUCCUCUUCUUUUUCUGUCUUGGCUGGGGCUCCCCCUCUCGAUGGUGCUGCUGCUGGUGCUGGCCUCCUCAGGGCCUUUGUCCAGAGGUGGAGAUUUGUGUAAACCCGAGAUAUAUCUGCCUGCUGCUGCACCUGUUGGCUUCUACCUCUGUCUCUGCCUUUCUCUUGCCUGUGGCCCCCUGUGGCAUUAAUGCUUACAGUAACGAUGACGUUAAUCAGUAUUCCUGGCCUUGGAUAAAGCCCAGUUUGGAGGUUUGCUUCACCUUUCUGAGCCUGACUGAAGAGGGAGACGGAGACUCAAGUCCGAGCGUUUUUAUUUCAUGAACAAAACUACAACUGUACAUUUACUAGGAAAGGUGAGAAAAAUGAAACCAAGGGGAGAAAGGACUUGCCCAGGAGCAAGAACGAAGGAACUCUCUUUGAAACUGAAAGUCCAAGUAAAAGGAGUCGCUACUUUGGAGCGUGGUGAAAAUCCACUUACUACCCCAAGAGGUGGGACAACUGGAGAACAUUAGCAGGCUCAAAGAAGUUUGAGAGAAGUUAUGACAGCUGUAGGGGAUUCAAGGGAAAUUUAUAGGGAAACUGGGGGGCAUAUCAACUUCACCUCUAGAAGGAUAGAAGGAGUAGAAAAAAUAGAGGGAACUAUUGCAGUUACCCUCUAACUGGUCUCCAAUCCAUCCUCCCCCUACCCAACUGCCAAGGUGGUUUUUCUAAAGCAUAAGCCUCUCCAUGGCAACCCCACCCAGUGUCUCCCUCUGACCUCCAGGAUUAAACUGGCAUUUAAUUCAUAUCCUGGCUCCUCUAUGAACUCUACACUCCAGUAAUCCUGGUCUACUGGGGUUCCUCAAGCAGCAUACUACAUCUGUCCCCCACAUCUGGAAUUCCAUUCCCUCUCACCUCUGCCUCUUCAAGCCUCAGCUCAAAUCUCACCAACUACAGGGGGCCUUUCCUGGUCCCCAUACUUGUUCCUGCCUUCUCUCAGAGAGUCUACUCUGUAGAUAUCUUCUCUCUGCCUGGAUGGAGUCUCCCCAGGGCCUGACACAUAGUUAGUAUUCAAUAAAGGCUUGUCGGCUGACUAA